Closterium sp. Naga37s-1 is the source of this 318-nucleotide messenger RNA. NCBI's taxonomy places the organism in Eukaryota, Viridiplantae, Streptophyta, Zygnematophyceae, Desmidiales, Closteriaceae. The record is from the annotation of a GenBank genome assembly.
AUGCACUGGCUGGUUCGCGCACCUCUCCCGGCGUUCCCUCUCGCACCGGUCCCUCUCCCCGCGUUCCCUCUCCCACCGUUUCCUCUCGCACCGGUCCCUCUCCCCGCGUUCCCUCUUCCCGCGUUCCCUCUCUCACCAGCCCCCCUCCCCGCAGUCCCUCUCGCACCAGUCCCUCUCCCCGCGUUCCCUGCGUGCACCUGGGGUUGCCUACCUCUACCAGUCGCGUUCGCACCAGCUGGUUGCGCGGAGGCGAUUGUGCAUGCGCGCUUGCAUUCAUCCCCGCUCCAUCAAUCUCUGCCCAUCGUGAACCAUCCGUAA